Columba livia (rock pigeon) is the source of this 10812-nucleotide messenger RNA. It is a transcript of the gene SP3, whose product is annotated as Sp3 transcription factor. The transcript is spliced from 5 exons. Gene Ontology annotation, molecular function: RNA polymerase II cis-regulatory region sequence-specific DNA binding; DNA-binding transcription factor activity, RNA polymerase II-specific. Lineage: Eukaryota; Metazoa; Chordata; Aves; Columbiformes; Columbidae. Gene Ontology annotation, biological process: regulation of transcription by RNA polymerase II. The record is from RefSeq and is a predicted model, not a curated record. The coding region runs from base 7288 to 9378 and encodes 696 amino acids.
GGCUCUGAAAGGAGCCUUAAUGACCUUGGGACCUUGUGUGACGAGGUGGAUCUUCAGGCUAGAAAUGUAUUCUUACUGGAGCUAGUUUAACCAUCUCCAUAACAAAAGCCUAAUGGAAACUCGCAUGUUCCUUAAUUGGUCUAGCUAAGCUCUCUUGUUGACGUAUGUUUAUGAAGUUAAGAGAUGGACCGUUUCUAAAUAACUGGUACCUAAAAAUAUCGGUAUAUUAAACGGGAGUUCUGAGAUACCUUUUAAAAUAGCAUGAUGAAGUAUUUUUUGUCCUUAGUCUUUGGGAAAUCACAUAUAUUAUCUUUGUGGGGUUUUUUGUGUGUUUUUUUUUUUUAGUACAAAGAAGGGUUUAAAAACAAGGAAGUUAAGCUCCUUUUUUGCUUUUAAAGUCAGUUUUGUUUUUUGAAAUGUGCUGUACAACAGCCUUGUAUGUUUUUAUGAUUAUGCAAAUUGGAAAAAAAAUGCAAAAUGUAUCAAUGGAAGAAGUGGCUUUGGCAAGCUUUUGACAAAUGUCAAAAUGAUAAUGUUAAUUUUACUAAAUACUCCAGUGCUACCCUUCAAAAUACUUUUCAGCUGUAUGUUUCAGUUUACUUAAAGGGAAGCUACAGCAAAAUAGUUGCUGGAGAUCAUGCAGCAGGUUGUAGACUAAUGAUAGAGCUUGAAAAUAUAUUAAGAUUCUUACCCUCUUUCAAGUGUCCUUUCUGCUAAACCUGUUUAUUUUGUUAAGCAGUACACUUCUAAAAAUCGUUGUAGGCAUUAAGUGUCUGAUACUUCUAAAAGUUGUUUCAUAACACCAUAUGCAUACACUGCUGAAAAGUGGAAUGUUGCAUCUUGCUCUUACAUAAACAUACACAUUGAUAAAUGAAUUAUGCUUAAGUGGUAGCUUGCUUUCCUAUAUCCACCUUAAGGUUGUUCUUAUUUUAAAGCUGGAAUUGUGCAUCCUUUGGAUGGGUUGUUUGCUUAGCAUGAGCAUUGUUGUGUCUGUCAGGGUACUAGAGUGCUAGUACAGGAGAAAUGGUUCCUGAUAGUUCAAAAUGGGUAAAGUGGUUUUGAAAUAAUACUUCUUUAUUCUGGUUAAAUUUAUCUGGUGUUAUGUUUAUGUAUAGGGUGCUUUUCAGGCCAAGGUGGAAGCAAUUCAAGAGAAGCCAAAAUCUUAGUUAAAACUAAAUAUGAAUAUAAACUCACUACUUUUAAUACAUGCAGAUAGGCCCCUCCUAAAUAUCUGCUGUGAGUUAGGUUAUAGCAUUCUGAUAAUUUUUACACUCCUACAAUAUAGCUCCUGAAUGAUUGAGAAUCUUUUGGGUGGAAACUAAAUAUAAAUUGGAGGAGAUACCUACCGUAGCUGAACUAGACACUGGAGUUAAUUGAUGACCUUCAUAAAGGGAGUGUAGGGACUAAGUGCUAGAGUUAGGUUAUGGUUGAAGGGUCUUUUCCAAACAGAGUUAUUCUGUAAUUCUAAAGUCCCUGAAAUAUAUUCCUUGUGAAAAACAGAAUGCUGAAAAGGAUUCAGUGCAAUGUAGAUUUUUUUUUUUUUCUGGUCCCCUGAUUGUAUCUUAUUGAGGGGUAGAAGAAGGGAGGAGCUUAAAAGGCUUAAAUUGCAGGUACCUCAUAACUCAUGCGGAAAGUGAAAUCUGUAGGCAUGGACACAGACAUAUUGUCUUCCUGGGUUUGUGAUGCUCAUCCCUUUCCCAGGAGUAUAGAUGAAUCAGUUUGAUAUCUGUGUAUGAGUGAUGGUGCCCAAGGUACCAAGGUAGCGAUGGGGAGGCAAUCCUUUCCCAAUAAUAUCUCCUGUACCCAGACUGCAGUUCUGACUGCUGGACGUGUGGUAGAACUCUCAAGCCCUAUAAAUGGAUAGUAGAAUUUAAACUAGGCAUUUCCUUUUAAAAGCAUUUGGAGAGCUUGUGUGUGUAAGGAUAGCAGUGCUGUGUUUUGGGGGUUAUUUUGUUAAUGCUUUACUGACAUUCGUUUGGUAGGAACUGGCAGGGCUGGAGACAGUACACUGGGCUAGCCAGUUACUGCACGCUGCUUUCUGGCUGAAAUGGUAUGCUGCAGCUGCUCUCCAGGGGACACGGAGUAUGAUUUAAAAGCAACAGCAACAACAAAACUCCCAUAGGAAUGUAGGGAAUAUUGCAUGUGUGGGAUUUGGGGAAGAGCUAGAGCAAAUGUGAUUGUGCUUGCAGUGAUCUAGUUGGUCCUGGUUUGAGCUCAGGGGUGGGACCAAAUGACCUUCAGAGGUCCUUUCCAACUGAAAUUAUUCUAUGAUUCUAUGUUGGUGUCUGAAUCCAAGCCUGCUGUUUGAGUGGACGUGACUUUUAUGCCACUGAAAGGGUUGGUGGGAUUAGAAGGACUAAUUAAUGUGGCAACUGCUUGUUACAGAAAGCAAGUGAAGGAGACAGUUAACAGAACUAAACUCAGCCCUCUUCUCCCUUGCUUUCUGUCAAUGAACUGUCUCCAGCCCACAAGGUUUUCAAGUUGGCCCAGGAUUCUGGUUAGAGCUAUAUUUACUUUUGGAUGACAAAAUACUAGCAGACAUUACUGCUGAUCUCAUCUUUGUGUGUUGAUGGAGGUUGCAGUCUUUCAGCUUAGGCUUUCACACCAUGAUUUAUUCUGCCUACAAUCAUCUGACACCAGUGCUUUGCGUUUUGCCUGCUGGUAUUUGGUUUUAAUGUAGAUGGCCUCGAGUUUGUGGCUUGCUUACCUGAGAAUGUUUUCCUUGGUUGCCAUACUGCUGCAUCCAUGGCCAGUUGAAGUUCUUGCCAUGGAAACUUCCCCUUGAAUAUUGCUGCCUGCUGGUGUAUAUGAAAAAGCCUUGCUGGGAUGGUAUGUACUACUGCCUGACCUAGAAUGACAGCUCAUAUGUUUUGACGUCUCUGGAUAUCUUUCCCUCUCUUGGGAGUUUAAAGUCUGAGAAGUUUUAGUUUGGGCCUUUCUUCCAUAUUUAGGAUUCUUUUUCGUUUAGUUUCAUUCCAGUUUAAACAUUUGCAAAGAUUUUUAGCAUUAUGUGAAAAGGAGAAGCAAAGCAGAAGGUGGCAGAGCCAUUUAUAGGGGAGAAAACAAAAGAGGAAACAUUCUGAAAUGUAGGUCCAACCAGAUCUCAAUGGUCAGUUGUAUGGUUGUCACAUGAUCAGGUGAUUGUUUAAGAAGCUACAAAGUUUUGAUGAUAGCCAGUUGUUCGUGUUCUCUUUAUCACAAUGCAAAGCUAAAGAUGGUCUCUUGUACUAUCAUGCUCCCAAGGGCCAUACUUGUGGUUGUGUUGGGCAUAGCUGGGACAGGUGAGGAUUUGGUGCUUGAAUGAUGGAAGCGUGGGGUGGUAGGACUGGAAGACGGGUGAACUGAGGCAAGCGGCACACUGGCUGAGAAUGUGCUUGGCUCUGAGAGCUGCCAAAGAACGGGAGCUGUCAGAGACGACUGCCCCUGUUGUGGUGUGUGGCUCUAUCUAGUGCACUGCAGGCUGCACUGGCUCUUUAGUCUUACAAAAAUAAGGGGGGGGGAAUGAUUUAUUUGUGUUGUUGCUUACCAACAAUAUGUGGAAAGCAUUUGGAGAGGUUGAUGAUUAGCAACAUGGGGAAGAUGAGUGUUGUUUCUCUGCUGUAGACAAAGCAUUUGUAUGUUUUACAAGUGAAAGUUGGAGUGUUACAAGACUGCUUUGACAUAUCUUGAGCUUUAGAAUUGAGUAUCAGUGCUUCACAUAACUUAAUGAAAAUCUGGAUUUCCAGUUGGUUUAUACCUCAGAACAUUACCUUAACCAUUUGGGGUGCAACUAGCUUAACUUCAGCUAGGUGAAAAUAGUAAUAGUGCUGAUAGAAUGGAGAAAUAUGAAAGCAUUUUAAAUUUCUUAUUCUCUGCUAGGCAAAAAUAUGGAUGAAUACCAUGUAUCAGUGUUAUCCAAACUUUUCAGCUCUUUGGGUAUAUGAUGGUUUUGAGGAAGCUCAAAGUUAUUCUGACAUCUAUUUUCCCCUUUAUGGGUGAUAAUACAGCUUCCUGAUGCUGUUUCUGGACAUGAACAGAUGGCCCAGGAUGUGUUCAGCCACCACAGAAAAGUCUGCUUGGGAUUGUCUUGCUGCUCUCCAUUUUAUACUUUUGCAAAACAGAAGUUUCAGGUAGAAUGUAGUACCUAACAGUGUGUUUCCCCUGCUACUGUCCAUAAGCUCAUCUUUUAAAAUGUUCUUUGAUUUUUGCAUUCCAGUUAUGUCUUCAUAGUGCUGGAUCAGAACCAAGUGUAGAAGUUCUGUUUACAGGUGCUUUAAGGAUGUUUUCAAAAAUUUAGUUUAAUUUUCUUUACAGUUUUAGAGAAAGUAAAAAUGUUUCCAAACGUUUCCAUAUUUAAAGACAGCAUAAAACAGAAAGUUUUCUCUCUGAUAUUUAAACAUUAGUAAGAAGCGUAAGAUUUCAUAGAUCAGUUGAGGCUGGUAAGGAUCUCUGGAGAUUUUCUGGCCCAACCCUAAUGCUCAAAGCAGGGUCUACAAGAGCAGAUUGCUCAGGACUAUGUCCAGUGGGUUUGUAAUAUCUCCAAGGAUGGAGGUAUCUCUUGGCAGCUUAUUCCAGUGUUUGAGGACCCUUACAGGGGAAAAAAAAUAUUGUGUUAUGGGGGACAGAGUCAAAAGCCUUACUAAAUUAGUGAUAACUAUUGUUCUCUGUCUAACCCCAUUUACCAAGCCAGUCACCUCAUCAUAGAAGGUUGUCAGGUUAGUUAAUUAAGCAUCAUUUCCCCUUCUUAAGUCUAAGCUGACUACUUCUGGUCACCUUCUUCCCUGCUAACCCCCCCAAGGUUAUUUGAAGGUUAUUCUAGUUUUUUUUUCUCUCAAGGUUAUUUUCAAGGUUAUUUGCCUUCCCAAAGAUCAAUUUGAGGCCCCAGGUCCUCUUUCUUACCCUUCUUGAUGAUUUAGUGAGCCUUUAGCACCUGAGUUGAAGGCACAAGGAAAAUGAGCCAAUUCACACAAACUUCUAUUCAAAAUUCUAGUUUUGCAUGCCAUUAUAUAGGGAUUAAUUCACAUAAUUAGAUUAAUAAUUAAUAAAAGAAGUUACAUACAAUCUGGUUAAAAAUGCCUCCUUGUUGCCAUGUCUUAUUCAUUGAUAUUGCAGCUUUCUCAUUUCUACUAAUGUCAGGGACAUUGUAUUGUCUAAUUUAGACAGGUUCUGAACUUCUGCUGAUUAAAAACAAGCUAUUAAACUUUGGGGUCCAGUUGUCCAUCUCAAGCAAAAAGUUGUAGACAUUCCUUAAAUGGGACACAAUUAAAUGUUAAAUAUGUUUCACCAGAUUGGAAUUGUCUUUUAAAGUAACAUUUUAAGCAACCCCAGGUAAUAUUUUUUCUCUGAAACAUUCUUUCAUUCUCUAAACUUUAGAUUUGGGCAGAUGUAUUUCUCUGAAUUGAGUGGGUUCUUUGGCAGAGGUCUGAAAUGCGCAACAGAAUUAAUUUAUCUUUACAAGCAGCUUUGUGCCAGCUGAACCACAGUGACUGAUGUUAAACAUGUUUUUAACCCUAUGGCAAAUACAAGAUAGAAUGUGUUAGCUCAUACCUUAAUGAAAGAGUUGAAGCAAAUGCAUUUUAUCUUAUAUUUGUAAUGACCUAAGAAUGUGCGGAUAGUUUACUGUAGCUUGGUAAACAUAUGGUAUUAAAUUCGUGCAUUAGAGCCCUAACUCUUUCAUAAAACAACAAUUUGGAUGAGGCAGUGGCCAAUCUUGUUUAUUAGGUAUGUGAUUUUUAAAUGUUUAGGAACUCGUGACUCAUUAUCUGUCUACCUCUGCUCAUUUUGCUGAUGCUUUUGCUCCAGGACUAAAUGGGGCAAAAGUGACUUUUUGAAAAGUGCAGCAAAAAGCAGUCCACAAUAGACAGGCACAGAUAAAUGUUUGGUAGUUCUUUAACAAUAAAAUACUGAAUACUAAUAGCAUGUGUCCAGUUGAUCACAUUUGAUGUGUUGAAAUGCAGGUAACUGUAGGUAUAUGCCUACAACAUACACCAGUUCUUACAGGAUGUUUCUGCCCUUUCCAGUUUUACUUUGGUGAGGGAUGUUGUUUUUUUUUUCAACCUGGGUUCCAACCCUCAACAUGGUUUAUAUUACUUUAAAGGGUAUUUUGUCUUUUGUACAGGUUUCUCUUGUCUUCUUCCACCUUUGACUUAAUGUUGUUUUAAUUUUCUCUAAAGAAAUUGCACAAGACUGUUGUUAUAUUUUUAUUUAUCAUGAUCCCUCGUUCUUCAGGGAUGAGAAUUUCGACUCAGAAAGAUCUCUUUAUUUUACCCACUGGAAAUUAUACAAGGCUUGUUAAAGAAUCAAAAGACAGGCUGAAGAGUGGUUGUUGCUUCCACUCUUUGCUGGUACUUGACCUUUCUUCAGGUGGACAUGUAAUUUGAUUUUAAUUCUUCCCGUGCCUUGUACCAUCAACUCUUUUGCUCUGUUCCUGUCUCUUUCUCCUGUUUCCUGCUCUUGCUCCCGGCGCAGUCCUGGUGCUCCCUGUCCUCUCCUUCUGGGAUGAGUGGUGCUAAAGCUGGACUUCCUCAGAUCUGUGUCCAUUUCUCUUGACACAGGGCCUCUGCAUCGCAGCCGUCCAGCCUUCUCUUAAAAGAGCAGUUUCCAAAUAACUGCUGCCUGAGCAUCAGUUGAUAAAGAAAAGAACUGUGCUUUAUCUCUACCCUGUCUUGUUAAGACUGAGCUAUAAGGAUCAGUAAACGAGUGGGCUGUAGAUGUUGCUGCUCGUACAUUGAUGAUAGAACUUUGAGUUGCUACAGCAGUGCUUGGUUGCUUAAGGAUACAGUGAAAGGCUGGUACUCUUUUUAGUAGGAAAAGAAGCCCAAGAAAUGUCCUGCUACCUCAGCAGACUUUGAGAAAGGGUAAAACAGUCAAGCUUGUUAUGACAGGUUGAGGAUGAGUUGAAGUUACAGAUCAUCUUCAAAACUCUUUACCAUAUAGGGUUUUUUCAUGCUUUAAUACUAGUAAUUCUGAUAGCUGCCAGAUAGCUUCUUGAAAGCCUCACCCUCUUUUCGCCCCUCCCUCCUCAUGAUUCAUCUGGUGGUGCCUGAUACCAGCAGCUGUAAGAGCAACAUGUCAAUAACAGGCAUUUCAUGAACUCUGUACAGGGGCUUUAUAUCCACAUGCAUGGCUACCCUGAACUUCUCUGUGGACUGACAAGUGCAUCUACUAGAAGAGUGGCUCUACUGAGCUAAAACCCUUGCAGAGCAGGAUUUGAGGGAAGAUCUUAAUAGAUCAUAAAAAAGUGAGGAGACAUAUGUGCCCAACAUGAAAAGGGCAAAGGCCGUUGAAUGGUGAUAUGGAAAUCAACAUAUGUUUGCGAAGGAGAAUGAGACAGGAGAUUUGGCUUCUGUGCAAUUAACAGGAACUCCAAAUAGAUGGGAGGUCUUGUCUGCAGCUCCUGCCACUAUAAAGGAUGAAGCUGGUAAUAUAGUACAGAUUCCAGGUGCUGCCACAGUAACUUCAAGUGGGCAGUAUGUCCUUCCUAUUCAGAGUUUGCAAAAUCAACAAAUCUUUUCUGUUGCACCAGGAUCAGAUUCGUCGAAUGGUACAGUGUCUAACGUACAAUACCAAGUAAUACCCCAGAUCCAGACAGCGGAUGGUCAGCAAGUUCAACUUGGCUUUGCAGCCUCUUCUGAUAAUAGCAGUAUAAAUCAAGAAACGGGUCAAAUUCAGAUCAUUCCUGGCUCUAAUCAAACCAUCAUUGCCUCUGGAACACCUUCAGCUAAUAUUCAGAAUAUCUUAUCACAGUCUGGUCAAGUCCAGGUUCAGGGAGUUGCCAUUGGUGGUUCGUCUUUUCCCGGCCAAGCACAGGUGGUUGCUAACGUCCCCCUUGGACUGCCAGGAAAUAUUACUUUUGUACCCAUCAAUAGUGUUGAUCUAGAUUCUCUGGGACUUGGCAGUGGUUCUCAAACCAUGACAGCGGGCAUUAAUGCAGAUGGGCACUUGAUAAAUACCGGACAGGCCAUGGAUAGUUCAGAUACUCCUGAAAGGACUGGUGAGCAAGUUUCUCCUGAAAUUACAGAAACCGCCACUGAUAAUGACUUAUUUGUGCCAACGUCAUCUUCAUCACAAUUGCCCGUUACCAUAGACAGUUCAAGUAUAUUGGAACAAAAUGCAAACAACUUGACCACAACUAGUGGGCAGGUUCACAGUUCUGAUCUUCAGGGAAAUUACAUCCAGACAUCAGUCUCUGAUGACACGCAGGCUCAGAAUAUUCAGGUGUCUACAGCACAGCCAAUUGUACAGCACAUACAGCUUCAAGAGUCUCAGCAGCCAACCAGUCAAGCUCAGAUUGUACAAGGUAUUGCGCAGCAGACAAUCCAUGGUGUGCAAGCAAGUCAAAGUAUAUCUCAACAGGCCCUUCAAAAUCUUCAACUGCAGCUGAAUCCUGGAACUUUCUUAAUUCAGGCGCAAACAGUGACCCCUUCUGGGCAGAUAACCUGGCAGACAUUUCAAGUGCAAGGAGUUCAGAACUUGCAGAACUUGCAAAUUCAGAAUGCACCGGGUCAACAAAUAACUCUAACCCCUGUGCAGACUCUCACUCUUGGUCAAGUUGCAGCAGGUGGGGCGUUGACGUCAACUCCAGUUAGUCUAAGCACUGCUCAAUUGCCAAAUCUACAGACAGUUACAGUAAACUCUAUAGAUUCUGCUGGUAUUCAGCUGCAUCAAGGAGAAAAUGCUGGCAGUCCUGCAGAUAUUAGGAUUAAAGAAGAGGAGCCUGAUCCGGAAGAGUGGCAGCUCAGUGGUGAUUCUACACUGAAUACCAAUGAUCUAACACAUUUGAGAGUACAGGUGGUGGAUGAGGAAGGGGACCAACCACAUCAAGAGGGAAAAAGGCUGCGACGAGUAGCUUGCACAUGUCCCAACUGCAAAGAAGGUGGUGGAAGAGGCUCCAAUUUGGGAAAAAAGAAGCAACAUAUUUGUCACAUACCUGGGUGUGGCAAAGUAUAUGGGAAGACCUCACAUUUGCGAGCUCAUCUCCGCUGGCAUUCUGGAGAGCGUCCAUUUGUUUGUACUUGGAUGUUCUGUGGCAAAAGGUUCACACGCAGCGAUGAGCUUCAGCGGCACCGAAGAACGCACACAGGUGAGAAGAAAUUUGUCUGUCCGGAAUGUUCAAAACGCUUUAUGAGAAGUGACCACCUUGCCAAACACAUUAAAACACAUCAGAAUAAAAAAGGUAUUCACUCUAGCAGUACAGUGCUGGCAUCAGUGGAAGCAACACCUGAUGAUACUCUGAUUACUGCAGGAGGAACAACACUUAUCCUUGCAAAUAUUCAACAAGGUUCUGUUUCAGGAAUAGGAACUGUUAAUACAUCUGGCACCAGCAAUCAGGAUAUUCUUACCAACACUGAAAUACCUUUACAGCUUGUCACAGUUUCAGGAAACGAGACAAUGGAGUAAAUAUUACACAAGAUACCUAUUAAUUGUGGUUAUUUUUAUACAGUAGUGAGAAGAAUAUUGUUCCUAAGUUCUUAGAUAUCUUUUUAUUGAUGUGCAAAAAUUUUUGGAUUGACAGUAACUUGGUUAUACAUGACACUGAAAUGCCUUACUUUGUAUGAUAUUCCAUAGUAUAUUAAAAUGGUAAAAUUGCAUGGGUUUUGUAGGUACUUUUGGAAUCUAGAAGAGAUGAAAUUUUACCAAGUUAUAUUAAAAAAAAAUUUAACGAUGGAAAUGGUAGUCUAACCAAAUGCAUCAAUCCUGUGUGGUUUAGUGUAAAAAAUGAGAACAUGUUGGUAUUUAUCUAUUGUAAGAUAAAAGAAGUUGAUGGGUGAAAAGAAAUCAUGUUAUGAUAAAAGAAAUUUUGUAAUUUUCUUGAUGACUGGAAUUUUUAUUAUGCAUAACUGACAAAUCAAGUUUCCAAGCAAAUGUUCCAUAGUGUAGGCUUUACUUAGCUCAUCAACUUGUCAUUUUGAAGCUAAUUAUUUUAAUUAGGUUAACUAUGUACAAUAUUUUAAGCAUUACUCUUGUAAGAUUUUGAAACUACAUUUUAACAUGGAACUCUAGGGAUAGUCACCUUUUAAAUCCUAUUGAAAAGCCAUGUUUAAGAUUUAAUUUGCCAAAAUAAUGUCUUGUUAAUAUUCUUUCAAUAACCAAGGUGGGCAAUAUAACCAAUGUUUUAAAAGCUUAAAAUGUUAAAAAAAAAUAUGUAUAGGUUGAGGCAUUUGGGUGGUAAGGCAAAUGUUAUAGUGAAGUAUAUAUCCCUUCUUUUGAACAUUGGAGGACCAAAAAUAAGGUGUAUUGCAUCUCAGCAGUGACUUCUAUCAAAUCUUUUUCCAAAAAAACAUCUGUCUGCCAGGGCCUUAAAAGCCAUCAUGUAAAUUACCAGUGAAAUAUAACAUAUGCAAAUACAACAGAAAAAUCACUUCCAUAUUGACAGUACUCCCAAACAUAUGGAUAUAGUCAUAGUGAACUAGGGGGUUUAUGAGGUUUUUAUUUGUUUGUUGUUUAGUUUUGGUUAGUCAAUCUGCAUUUAAAUAUCAGCCAUCUUUCCUUUUUUGCUUCUUCCCUUAAAAAUUUUAUGUAUCCAGUACAUUUAACUGAUAAACAUAUAUGUUUUUUAUUAUGCUGAAUUUUCUUUUUAUUUUUUAAUUACUGUUUAUAUUUUCAAUUAUAGAAAAAAUGUACAAAAUGAAGUUAUAUAGCCAGUCUGUAAGUGCUAUACCAUUUUCAAAAAAUGUACAAUAAUUACUGCAGUUCACCUAUUUACAAACAUUUGGAAAUCUGUUCAUUUGUUAUUCUUAAAACCACCUCAAAUUUAAAGGCUACCUUAUUGUACGUUUAAAGUGUAUUAUAACAGUGUGGUAGUUAAUAAAACACUAUUUUUUUUUCUUUUGA